Messenger RNA from Ornithodoros turicata, 2033 nucleotides. Its product is annotated as potassium channel subfamily K member 18-like. The transcript has 4 exons. Gene Ontology annotation, molecular function: outward rectifier potassium channel activity; potassium ion leak channel activity. The record is from RefSeq and is a predicted model, not a curated record. Bases 247 to 1539 code for a protein of 430 amino acids. NCBI's taxonomy places the organism in Eukaryota, Metazoa, Arthropoda, Arachnida, Ixodida, Argasidae. Gene Ontology annotation, biological process: stabilization of membrane potential; potassium ion transmembrane transport. Gene Ontology annotation, cellular component: plasma membrane.
UGCUAGACGAGCUAGCAGACGACUCUGCGAUCGGAGACGGCAUCUGUUGCAAGACUCGCGGCGUGACAAGUUCGACGUGCUUCUGAGAUGUUGUGUAAUUUUGCCAAUCCGAUCUUCUGAGGCCAGCUUGAAUGGGAUCGCGUUAGUGCUGUGAAGCGAGGUACUGUCUGAACCUAUACCCAUGAGAUGGAAGUGCGACGCAAGGUCUGAAGUACUACUAACAUACAAAGGCCAGCAUAAAUCAGGAUGCGUAGCGAACCAACAUCAAAGUGUUCAAAGUGCCGCCACUAUUGUCGCACUGGAACGACGUCAUUGAUGUCUCACUUCGGAUUGUGCGGUUUAGUUGUUGGCUACUGCAUCAUGGGUGCCUUCUUGUUCGAGUUCUUAGAAGCUACUAAUGAAAGGAAUAAGCGUCAAGAAAUUAUGGGAUGGAGAUCUAAGCUCGCCGACUCGCUGUGGGAAGUGACAGCACGGUCCACGUUGCUGGAAGAGAGGAACUGGACUCGCGAAGCCAUUCUGAGAUUGCGGGGCUUUGAAGUCACCGUAGUUCAGGCCGUCAGGAAGGAAGGGUACGAUGGCAAGGAAGACGCGCAACUGCAGUGGUCUUUUUCGGGAGCGUUACUGUACUCAAUCAUCGUCAUAACCACAAUCGGAUACGGAAACAUAGCCCCCAAGACCCCUCAGGGGAAGAUAGUGACCAUCCUGUACGCCAUUGUCGGCAUUCCCCUCAUGUUGCUCUGCCUCUCCAAUAUUGGCGACGUGAUGGCACACAGCUUCAAGCUCACCUAUCGUUACAUAUGUUGCUCGCUGUGCCAUCGGCGUCGGCGCAACGGCAGCUUGCGUCGAACGGGAAGCAGUCGCCGGUACGCUCGACAUGCAGAUUAUCGCAUGGAUUUGCCGCAUCACCCUAGCGACCAACCGCCGCAUUACAGGGCUCACGCGGACGGCUGUGCGAGCAUGCCUAGGCGUCAAGCGUACGACCUCGACGCCACCAGCGUCCCGGUCAUCACCAACAAGUAUGCCCUGCGCGACUGCGAGGACGCCCUACCAGCUGCUCCCGAGUACAACAGACAACACCGCCGACCCCGAGGCCGGGGCCAGUCAUCGUGGCGGGGCGACGACAACUCGGACCUGGCGGACGACGAGUCUCGAGGUGCUGAUGACCGCGAAGGCGACUCCGACGACGGGGGCGACUCCGAAGAGGACGACGAGAUGUCCGUGCCGAUAUGGCUGUGCUGUGCAAUCGUUGCGGGCUACAUCUGCGGAGGUGCCUGGCUCUUCUAUCUGUGGGAAGGAUGGGGAUACCUGGACAGUGCCUAUUUCUGCUUCGUCACCCUGACUACGAUCGGGUUCGGUGAUCUGGUUCCGGGACAAGCACUCUCUGAAGACCAGCAGAUGACGCUGGCGGUCUGCGCGGUCUACCUUCUGUUCGGCAUGGCACUCUUGGCGAUGUCUUUCAACUUGGUCCAAGAAGAAGUGACAAAGUCAAUGAAAUGCGUCGGCCGGAGGUUGGGCAUCCUCUCAGACGACGACAACUGAGGUCGCGCCACUCCAGAUACUACCACCAGAUCCACGUGAUGCCACCGAAAUACGUGAGCUCGAGUUUGAGUUGUACCUCCGUCUGUGGGUGGAGCCAUAGACGGGAGCUCGAGCCACCGCGCCACCGGAACUUCUCCUGUCCUGGACCUCCUGGGGCUUCCUCACGAAGAUCGGCGGCAUAGGACCGCGCCUCUGAUGCUUGGAAGUCGUACUAGGGUAUCCUUAAUUCUCACGCGCGGAAGUGUGUUGUCCUUGGUAUCCGCGUUCGUGUGCCGUGCUCUCAACAUCUUCAUUGUUGGUGCACGUAAGCAGAUAAGCCCGGGAGAAUGGUUUGUCGAGAAGGAGAAAACACUUCCGCGAGUUCCAGAAGCCGAGAAAUGCUUCUGUAGGAGGGCCCGCGGACAUCUUGCUCAAAGGGAACACUGUACGAGCGCGAUGAGUAGAUGCCGUACGUGCUUCUUCGGUCAUACUGAAUAAAGCAUAUCAAUAAUAUA